Molecule: messenger RNA, 3512 nt
Organism: Elgaria multicarinata webbii
Lineage: Eukaryota; Metazoa; Chordata; Lepidosauria; Squamata; Anguidae
Gene: PTPN9
Product: protein tyrosine phosphatase non-receptor type 9
Exons: 13
Coding region: 146-1900 (584 amino acids)
Biological process (GO): protein dephosphorylation
Molecular function (GO): protein tyrosine phosphatase activity
Source: RefSeq, a predicted model, not a curated record
UUGAUUGCUCCCCCCCCCCACAUUAAGUGGGGGGGAGGCUGAAAAACAGCACGUUAUUUUAAUUUUAUUUGUGGGGGGCAGUGGCGGUUUUGGAAAACUUAAGAAUCUUCUCCUCUCCGGGAUCCAGCCGUGGGGGGUCAGAAGGAUGGCUGCGGAACUGAGCCCCGAGGAGGAGCAGGCCACCAAGCAAUUCCUGGAAGAGAUUAACAAGUGGACAGUCCAAUACAAUGUGUCUCCCCUCUCUUGGAACGUGGCGGUCAAGUUCCUCAUGGCCAGGAAGUUUGACGUCCUCCGAGCCAUCGAGCUCUUCCAUUCCUACCGGGAAACCAGGCUGAAGGAAGGGAUCGUGAAGCUGAAGCCCUAUGAGGAGCCUCUCCGGUCGGAGCUGCUGAGCGGGAAAUUCACGAUCCUGAGCUCACGAGAUCCUUCCGGCGCCUCAAUUGCCCUUUUCACUGCCAAGUUGCACCAUCCCAACAAAAGCGUCCAGCAUGUGGUGCUGCAGGCCCUCUUCUACCUGCUGGAUCGGGCCGUGGAGAGCUUCGAAACUCAACGGAAUGGCCUGGUAUUUAUAUACGACAUGGCAGGCUCCCACUACACCAACUUUGAGCUGGAUCUCAGCAAGAAGAUCCUGAAUCUGCUGAAGGGAGCCUUUCCGGCCCGCCUCAAGAAGGUCUUCAUUGUGGGCGCCCCCAUGUGGUUCCGAGUCCCUUACUCCAUCAUCAGCCUCCUGCUUAAAGAGAAACUCCGAGAAAGGGUUCAGAUGGUGAAGAUGGCGGAGCUGAAAGAACACCUCCCCCAAGAAUGUCUUCCAGAGUAUCUGGGUGGAUCCCUCAAGCUGGACCCCCUCAGCUGGAACUGCAGGUUCCUCCCACAGCAGAAUGGUCACCCGGACCCCCUCGACGAGCUCAUCCUGGUGCCGCUGGCUUCCCCUCGCGACAACGGCUCGGUGCACGUCCCGGGGCCGAAGGCCAUGACGGUGCAGGAGGUGCUGGAGCACGUGAAUCAGAAGCAGAAACGCGGGAUCUACGAGGAGUACGAGGGCAUUCGGCGCAGGAGCCCGUCGGGCACGUUCGUCUGCUCCCUAGCUCCCUUUAACCAGGAGAAGAACAGAUACGGAGAUGUGCCAUGCCUUGACCAAACCAGGGUGAAGUUGUCCAAGCAAUUCAGCUACCAAGAGCUGACCGACUACAUCAAUGCUAGUUUCAUGGAUGGCUACAAGCAGAGGAACGCUUACGUCGGCACUCAAGGGCCCUUAGAAAACACGUAUUGCGACUUCUGGCGCAUGGUGUGGGAACAGAAUGUCUUGGUGAUUGUCAUGACAACAAGGCUUGAAGAAGGAGGCAGAAGGAAAUGUGGCCAGUACUGGCCACUGGAGAAAGACUUCCAGGCGUGCUAUGGAACCCUGACGAUCACCAAUCUUGGAAUGGAGAACCUGAACCAUUACAGAAAAACCAUUUUAGAAAUCUACAACUGUGAGAGCCGUGAAAGGCGCCUCGUGACCCAUUUCCAGUAUGUGAGCUGGCCCGACUAUGGCGUCCCUUCCUCGGCUGCCACCCUCAUCGACUUCCUGGGGGCCGUGAAGCAGCAGCAGAGGGUGGCGGUCAACGCCUUGGGGCCACGGUACAAAGGGCACCCUGGAGGGCCGCCCAUCGUGGUGCACUGCAGCGCUGGCAUCGGCAGGACAGGUACCUUCUGCGCUCUGGACAUCUGCCUGUCGCAGCUCCAGGACGUGGGCACGCUGAACGUCUAUCAGACGGUGGUGCGGAUGAGGACUCAACGAGCCUUUAGCAUCCAGACCCCAGAGCAGUAUUAUUUCUGCUACCUGGCCAUCAUUGAGCAUGCGCAGAGAGAAAACCUGCUCCCCUCCUCCCAGACCAGGGUUGGCAUGGAGAAGAGCUAAUAGAAAGAGUAGCCGAAGGCUCUCGCUGUUGGCCGAUAAGCACCAGGGACCAGUCCGCUGUCGAUGUCUUUCCUUCCUUCCCGACUGAUCCAGAUUCGUCCAAGUCUUCAGAUGAAACUUGCCAACGAUACCGAUGCAAGAGCUGAUUUUUCUCUGCCACCGAGGCCAUAGGGAGAACCUUCCUUGUAACUAGUGGGCUAGGACGAGUCACAGCUGGUAGCCGUAGGCUACGAAGGCUUGUGUUCUUUCACAACUAGCACCCUCGACUGAACUGUGCCUUAUUAAAUCCAACAGACAAAAAAAAUGAGGGGGGAAAUCAUUGAUACAAACCCCAAACUUAAUGGCCCCGACUUGCCACCCCGGGCAAAUGGGUGGAAGAUUUGGCUCCUGCCGUGGGUACAUGGUGUCUUCUUUGCCUUGCUCUCAUGCUGUAGGAAGCCUUUCCAGUUGUAACCUGGGGCCAGGAUAGAAGAAUCCCCUCCGCGUCAGUCUUACCCGCCACUACUUCUAUGCGUGUGUCCAUCUCUAUGUACAAAAUAUAUCCUUCCUCACGCUACCAGGGCAUAGCCAGUAUUCCAAUUUAUAUAGAUAGACGCAGUUGCCUCUAGCCAUGGCUCAGUAGUGUCGUAGCAUCUUGCUACUGGGGCCUCUUUCUGAGUGGCAGUGUCCCAUGUUGCAAAUGGGCAGUAGUGGCGCUGUCCACCCAUUUCCCCGCCCAGCCAGGACUCCUCAAACGGCUUUUAGAAUGCGCACCCAUGCCAUUACGCACACCUCCGAGUCCAGAGGGGGCCCCUGCCCCGUCUGCCUCGCAUACGCCUUGAACGGGACCAUGGGGGCAGGGUGGCGGUGAAGUUGCUGCACUUGAGCGUGCCCAAUCCCACGUGGACCCUCUCUGGGCCAGGUCUUGAGAGGAGGCUCUUCAGUGGUGGCUCCGACAUCAGUGGGUCAGUGAAUCCGCUCCGGGUUUCAGUCAGAACUCUGAAGGAGUUAUCCAAGGUGUUUCAUGCCCUGGAUGGCUCCUUUAGAGUUGUGACUGAAACCCGGAGCGGAUUCACCGACCCACUGACGUCGGAGCCACCAGCCUCCGCUGAUACUCUUUAAAAGUCUACGUGUUUUUACUUUACCGGGGAAGCGGAAAAGGCUGUUAGCCUGAGUGAAGGUCCGUGGGUCUCUCUCUCUCACCCUCAUUGACAGUGGGCACAGGAAGGAAGUCACUCAAACAUUUGUCACUAGCCAGAAAAGCUACGUGUCCGGUACGAAGUACGGCAGGGGACUUCCUUUCCUUGCAAAGCCCACGGGCCCAGUGAGACCACAAGCUCCUGGCUUCCCUUCGGGAGGCUCCCCCCCCCCCACCUCCACACUCUUUCUGUUUACGGAAGAGGAAAGCGGCAUCUGAGCCGACCUCAGUAACUUUAUACUGGAAUAAGCUCUUUUGAAUGUGUAUAUUCUUUUAUUUUUACGAUCUCUCUCUCUUUUUGUUCUUUUCGUUUUUGUAUUUAACAUUAACUUGAUCGAGACUGAGUUGGAGAUAACUGUAAAUGUUCCUGUUCGCUGUUGUAUGGCGACAACCUUUUCGUUUUUGUAUUUACAAAUAAAUAUACCUACAGCCCCA